Diprion similis is the source of this 4133-nucleotide messenger RNA. Its product is annotated as kinectin-like. The transcript has 18 exons. Gene Ontology annotation, cellular component: endoplasmic reticulum membrane. Bases 86 to 3895 code for a protein of 1269 amino acids. NCBI's taxonomy places the organism in Eukaryota, Metazoa, Arthropoda, Insecta, Hymenoptera, Diprionidae. The record is from RefSeq and is a predicted model, not a curated record.
UUCUCGUGUCGUGUGCGUGGAGUUCUCGUCUGAAGAGUGGAGGAGAAAAAAGAAAAUCCAGCCAAAAAAAAAAACAAAAAAAGAAAUGGACGUCCAGACAGGGCUGAUUUGCGUGGGUUUGGUAGUUGUAUCGGCUGCCGUUAUUCUUUUCGCGUCAAUGUUUGGCAUGAAAGAAAAAACCUAUGAAGAAGCAAUAGCUGAACAACGCAAGCUACCUGACGAUUUGCUAUUAGGUAAAAGAGAAAAAGCUAAAGAAAAGAAGCAUAAAAAUAAAGCUGGGGGAAAGAAGGUAAAAGAGAAGAAGGAAGAAAAGGAGGACAAGGAAGAUGAAAAGACCGAGCAUGUUCAAUUCGAAGAAAAUCCUCAAAUACUCAUUGACGAAGUACCCAUUCAGGAGGAAAAAACUAUCAAGGGCAACAAGAAGAAGGGAAAAGUUGACAAAGUAAAACCGAUUCUUCUCAACAAAGAUGAGGCUGUGGUUUUGGUACCAGAACCCAGUCUUUCACAGCCCCAGACAGAAGACAUUAAUCAUUUUGAUUUGACUCAGCCCAAAGAUGAUCUUGAACUUAUUCGUAGUCACAGCAAGGACAAUUUACAACAGGUGACACAGUCUGAACCAAUUGUCAACAAAUCUCUCGUAGACACUCCUACGAAAUCUAAGAAGAAUGUGAAAGAACAGUCUAAAAAAGGUGGCGAAGCAAAGGAGGAAAAAAAAGAUGUUGCAAACGCUCCACAGCAACAAGCAGUCAAAGAAACGCCCAAGGAAAUUAAGGAGCAACAAAAGGAGACACCAGUUAAAAUGGCCAAGGAAAUUGUAAAAGAAACCGUAGUACCUGUCCAGUCAUCGGUUAAAGAAUCUAAGAACAAGAAAAAGAAAAAUGACAUUUUGGCACAAAUUGGAGGCGACAAGGAUGGUGUCAAUAUAUCUUUGCUUAUGCAUCUCAUUCAGAAGGCAGAACUCAGCAGGUCUGAAAUUCAAAUACUUACUGAUCAGUUAUUGAACAAACAAUUAGAUAAUCCUUUGGAGCAUUCUGAGUGGACCGAGGGUCGCACAGACCCUAUGAUUAAACUUAAAAAACAGUUGGCAGAGAAGGAAAAGGCUUUGGCUGAUGAACAAGAGGCAAGUGUUGCUGUUCAGAAUAAACUAAAAGAAUUACGCUCAGAAUUGAAUGCUGAAAAGUCUAGGCUCUCUGCAAAUGUGCGGCAGCUCGAAGAAACUUUGAGUUCCAAAACUACCGAGGCCCAGAAUCUGCAUACUCGUGUACAACACAUAUUGGAGACUCAUGCUGCGGAGAAACAGGGCUUUGCCAAACAAAUAGAGCAUUUGCAAAGCCAGGUUAACGAAAAGAUGAAUAUUAUUCAUCAAAUGCAAGAGGAUCAGGGACAAACUCAAGGGCAUCUUCAGCAAGAACUUGUCGCUCAAAGAAAGCAAAUGGAGGUACAAUAUUCGCAGAUGAGGGAUAACGAGAACGCCUUGAAAGCGCAACUUACCCAAAAACAUGCGGAAAUGCAAGAACUGCAGAAUAUUAAUAUGACCGUUAAUCAAGAAAUCCAGAUGCUGCGAUCUACGUGUGAAAAUAGUGCUGCUGAGGUAGAGCGGCACAGGCAACAGCUAGCGAUGAUGCAAGAUCAGUUAAUACAUUCUGAGGGACAGCUGCAGCACUAUAAAGAUGCAGGAGAAAGACUUCAGGACAUGGCCAGACAGCUCGAGGAAUCUCAUCGUACAAUUGGUGAUUUAGAACAUAGACUACAAAAUACGCAUCGCCACGAACAAGACCUUCAAAAACAAUUGAACUCUAUUAAAUCAGAGUUGAACGCUGUGAAAAACGAAGCUAACGAGGCCAAUAAUCUUAAAGCUGAACUUAACAAGGUACAAGCCGAAUUGAACAAAUUAAAAUCUGACCUUUCAGUCUCUCAGAAUGAAGCAAAGACUGAGGCAGUUGAAAUUACUUCGCUCAGGACUGAGCUGAGCACGGCACAAAAUGAUCUCAAACAAUCGCAGUCAAACUUAAUUGUCGCCCAGACUGAACUAAAGAACUCGCAAUCAAACAGCAACAAACUUCAAAAAGAAUUGGAUAUCAUUCAAGCAGAUUUUAGGAAGUCUGAGGGUGAACUGGUUAAGGCUCGAAGUGAAGGUAAAAAUGCUAAAGCUGAACUCUCUAAGGCACAGAGCGAUUUGAAUAAGGCUCGAACAGAAUUAUUCAAGACCCAGGAGGAACUUCGAAUUGCCCACAAAACUAUGUCUGAACUGAAAAUGUUGUUGGUUGAAGUUGAAAGGCUACAGCAGGGUGCGAAAAAUUCUUUUGAAUCACAAAUUGAGGUUGCAAGACUGCAAGAAGAAAAUAACAGACUCUCGUCACAGUCUGGAACUCUUGGUGAACUUCAAAAAGAGGUCAGAAAUUUAGUAUCUCAGUUGGUAUCUAAUACGGAACGUCCAAAUGCCGAGGGUCGUGAAAAUGGCGUUGAAACAAAGGCGGUUAAAAAUAAUAUUCAGCACAUUGAACACAACAAUUUACUAGAACAGAAGGAAACUCUGUUAGAAAAGCUGAGAGUAGAAGUAAACCAGAAGGACACCGAGCUGAAUAAGCUUACUGUCCAGUUGGAGACUCUACAAAGCGAUGUGAACAACGAACGUCGUCAGAGAACAAAUCUUCAGGACGAACUGGAAGUCCAGAAACAGAAGAACAAUGAAUUACGAACUAAGAACUGGAAAGUGAUGGAAGCUCUUUCAGCAGCAGAGUCUCGCACAAAUUCUAAUUCCGGAACAGCAAUUGAUAAAUUAUCGCACCAAGUUGGAAUAGAUGAACAGAAGUCCACUAAAGCGUUACUGCAGAGGAUAUUCCCCGAUGUUAGUAUUGUCGAAUCUUCUCAUGAGAAGUGGUUGACUGCCUUUGAAGACAAGGUUUCUUCACUUGUCAAAGACUCUAAGCUUAAGCAAGAAGAUAUGGAAAAGCAGAAUCAGAAGCUACAGGGGAUGGUGUCCCAACAUAUUCAAGGAGUUGAAAAAACGGAAGGAAUACUUAAUAAACUUCAAAAUCAUGUAGAAUCGGAAGAAGCGAGGUGGCAGGUACAGAUUAAACAGAAAGAAGAAAUUUUAGCCAGUCUUAAAACUGAACUUGACGAUCUUCGAAACAAAUCUGCCCUCACUGAGCAGCUCGAAAAGAAGAUAUCUGAAUUGGAAACGAGAUUAGCUGAAGCAGAAACUUUCAGACACCAAGCCCAAACCCAAUUGGUAUCUUUUAAAGUUCAAUCUGAAUUGUCUCCAGUGAAAGGAGAGAAAAAUCUUAGUCUCAGUAUGGCAGAAAAACUUGGAGAGGAAAACUCUCGAUUACUUCAAUCGCUGCAACAAGAAAUUAGCAGCAAGGCUGCUGUUGAUGCAGAGGUAGCAAGGCUUCGCUCCGUACUAGAAAAAUCCGAGUCUAGUCUGGCAGAGGAAAAAAAUCUUGUCUCACAAUUGCAGAAUGAAGUUUAUCGACUAAAGAAUGACGUAUCUGCUGGAUUCAGGAAUUCAGAUCAAUCCACAGUAAACGGGCCUCCAAUAUCAGAUUCGUCCAAGUCCGAGUCAACAGUGGUGGCGCAUUCAUUGUUAGCUGCGCUUGAAAAAUCGCUGAAGAAUACAGAGCUUGCAAAAUGUUCCAUAACCGAGCCUGCUACAGAUUUGGUUGAGCGUCAACAAGAACCCGAUACCAGCUUUCUAAUAUCAAAAACCUCCUCCCCACAAACGUGUCACAUGAUAGACCACAACACUCAGGCUAGUUGGAAUCCGUUGAACAGCCAGCAGCAUAAAAAGCACAAGAAAAAGAGGAAGUCCACUAUGAAACCCGUGACAAAGCGGCGCCGAUUCACAGGGUGGUUCAGGAAAAAAGUAACGACCUCAAGGAACAAACUACGUUGAAGAAAAAACAGCAUCAGGGGUAAGAAGGUGGCGAUAAUAAAGAUUUGAUAAAUAAAAUGAACACUGUGCGCACAUGUGCCAUUGAUGCGAGCAGUGAAAAUUUUGCUAUAAAGAAGACUAAUAUAAUGAUAACGAUGAUUAAAAAUAUUGCUGAUAAUCUUUAUUUUAAGAAAUAUCAUAUUUUAAUAUGUAAAAAAAGUAUACAACAAAUUAACAAGUAGAUAGAACACAGAUUAUU